This is a messenger RNA of Pelmatolapia mariae (spotted tilapia), 2672 nucleotides long. RefSeq names its product DDB1 and CUL4 associated factor 15 (gene dcaf15). The coding region runs from base 21 to 2054 and encodes 677 amino acids. Gene Ontology annotation, cellular component: Cul4-RING E3 ubiquitin ligase complex. The record is from RefSeq and is a predicted model, not a curated record. The transcript is spliced from 13 exons. Lineage: Eukaryota; Metazoa; Chordata; Actinopteri; Cichliformes; Cichlidae. Gene Ontology annotation, biological process: protein ubiquitination.
UCUGUUUGGGGUUUUGAUGGAUGCGAGUGCUGGCGAGUGAGGGCCGCCCCGUGCAGCCCGUGAGCCAAUCGGGACGGGCCUCUGACGGGCAACGGGAAACAACAGUUCAGGGGGAGAUGGCGCCCAGCUCGAAAUCUGAAAAGGACGACAGCAAACAGAAAAGCCAAAGAAAACACAAAGACCAUGUCGUGAAGCUUCUUAUGCGCGGAAAGCUGUCAGGGCAGUUUUCUCAGCGCCUGUUCAGGAAGCUGCCACCUCGAGUGUGUGUACCAUUGAAGAACAUUGUAAGCGAGGAGUUCCUGAGAGCAGGGCACAUCUUUCUUGGCUUCACCAAAUGUGGACGCUACGUUCUGUCUUACACCAGUGACUGUGGAGAAGAUGAUGAUUUCUCUUUCUAUACUUAUCAUCUUUAUUGGUGGGAGUUUAACCUGCACAGCAGACUCAAGCAGGUCCAUCAUGUGCGACUGUUUGCAGGAGAGGAAAUCUACAGUGACCUGUACCUUACAGUAUGUGAGUGGCCAAAUGAUCACUCCAAAAUUGUCAUCUUCGGCUUCAAUACACGCAGCUCCAACUCAGUCCUGAUGAAUCUAAUGAUGAGUGAUGAGAACAAUAGAGACAUCUACAUCACCAUCGCCUCCAUGCCGCCUCCUAAACCUUGCGCUCAGUGCUGUCCUGUUCCUUCAGUCACUACUAUACGCACAGGAAGUGGUGAGUGUCUUGAACACGGAUAUGUGCUCAACAGCAGGUACCAGGUGGUAUAUCCGUUCCCCACUUUUCAGCCAGCUUUCCAGCUUAAGAAGGACCAGGUCAUUCUGUUAAACACUAGCUACUCUCUUGUAGCCUGUGGCAUCUCACUCUGCCCAGGUAAACAGGGUCAGUCAUCGCAAAUCCUUUACACAAAGAGAGCAGCCCUGUCAAGUCAAGCUUCGACAUCUUUUUCCUCCUCUUCUUUGGUCUCUUCUUCCUCACUACCUCAAGAAUCUCCUGAACAUCGACUUCCACCUAGCAGACCCACUCCAGUCCCCACUCCAGUUCCCUCAUCUCCUAGCCAUUCACAAGCAGCGAUGCGAGCCCGGGAGUUUGCUGCCGACCUUUUCAGGCGAGCCCAGGGAGGAGGGAAAGAUGGUGAAGGCCAGGGGGAGAGGAGAACGUCUGAUGGUGGUGAAAAAGAGGCAGUACAGACAACUGGAGACAAAGGGACCAUUGCAGAGACUGUGAGAGAGGAGGGUGGUUGUAAAGGGUUGAGGGUAGAAGAGAGAAGGACUAAUUUACUACAACCAUUAACCUCAGGUGUUAGCCAUAGUCUGCCACAGGUAUCGGAACAGGUGAUGUCUCCCGCCUCUUCUUCCUCAUCCCCGUCAGCCACUCCAACUAUAUCUUCGUGCCAGGAAGCCAGCCCCAGUGAGCCUGGAUAUGUAAACUACUCACGCCUACACUACCGCUUACAACAGCCAGGGGCAGCAGAGCAGAGUGCAGGAGGUUAUGAAGAUGAUAAAGUCCAGCUGCCUUUCACAGUCACAGAUCUGAAAGGACGUAACCUCCAGCUGGUUACAGGGCCACACAACGGACAGAGUGUUUGUGUUGAGCAGCUGACUCUGGAUUUUGAAUAUCUAAUCAAUGAGGUGAUCAGGAGUGAUGCUGCCUGGGCCACACAGUUCUGCUCCUUUAGUGACUAUGAUGUUGUGAUAUUAGAGGUGUGUCCAGACACCAACAUUGUGAUGAUCAACAUUGGUCUGCUGUUACUAGCAUUCUCCAACUCUGACGAGGAGCACUGCAGGCCAAACACAUACCAUUCCAACCUGCAGGUUAGCUGGGACCUCAACACGGGUGUGUGUCGCACUGUGGGUGUUGGCGACCUCACAGAAGUCAAGGGUCAGACAAGUGGGACCGUCUGGAGUUCGUACAGGAAGUCCUGUGUGAACACGGUGAUGAAGUGGCUUGUCCCCGAGAGCAGCUCCCGCUACAUCAACCGCAUGACCAAUGAAGCUCUCCACAAGGGCUCAUCUCUGCAAGUGUUGGCAGAUAGUGACCGGUGUACCUGGAUUGUAUUAUGAAGGAAGAAGAGAUCCACAUGUGUCGAAACAACAUAAAGAAAAGCACACAGAAGUACACGUUGACAUGAGCUCACCUGCAGUAUCGAUCUUAAUCAGAGGCUCCGUUUGUAGCACAUGUCGCUAAAGCCGAACAAAGAACCAGAUGAAAUACUGUAAAGGUUUUUGUGAGUUUUUUGUAAUUGUGUACUGAAUUGUUGUAACAACCAAAACCAAGAGCUGGACUGAACAAAGACUUUAUUUUUACUUUUGUUUUGAUACAUUAAGGCAGUUUUAUUGUCUGUGUGUGUGAGUAAAUGAAUGUAUGUGAUAUCUGUACCUGUGUGAUGUGCACAAGGUGGGCGUGUGAGAAAUUUAACAGAUUUUGCUGCUUCUUAACUCGUUUCUCAUCCAGUGUGGACCAGCUCUGUCCAGCUGUGUGUAAGGCUGCAGUAUUUGAAAUUUGAAAAACUCUACUGCUUCACUUGAUUUCCGUUUUUGUUUUUUGUUUUUUUAAAACCCUCGUCAGUGGAAGCAAGAGUCACCUGCUUAGCUGGCUGCUGUCGUGCUGUAUGAGUGACAGCAUGGAAUACAGACUGUAUUCUGCUGGGAUCUUUUGUUUAAAUAAAAUGUUCAAAAGCC